Messenger RNA from Cladophialophora immunda, 976 nucleotides. RefSeq lists its product as uncharacterized. NCBI's taxonomy places the organism in Eukaryota, Fungi, Ascomycota, Eurotiomycetes, Chaetothyriales, Herpotrichiellaceae. Bases 360 to 734 code for a protein of 124 amino acids. The record is from RefSeq and is a predicted model, not a curated record. The transcript has a single exon.
GGCAAAGUCAAGGCCCAACUACUGCAACCCGGACCAGAGGUCGCUCUGUUGUCCUCUUUUUUCUCAUGCCACUCACUGCUGGUACGACUGCGGUCCACCGCCUGGAUCACUUCACCAUUGCGCCAUUCCAUUCCACCAUUCCACCCAGUUCACCCCCCUGCGCGCAGCGUGUCGAACCUGAUCAUGGAUGAGCGAAAGCUGACAUCACGGACAACGCGGACACCACCACCUCCUGCUCUUGGGGAGAUUUGUUCCGCCAAACAAAUGACCCGGGCUGGGCCAGUUCCCUCGCCGAUUGGGCCAGUCUGCGCUCCGUACACACGCAAUCCCAGCGCCGUCUGUUGCUAUCCUGGUGAUUCAUGGGGCAGCUGACUACUCUCUACGGUCUAAGGUACAGGUGCAAAACAUCGUACGAGGUGCCGCCCACGAAUCCCUGCUCCUCCUGCCCACCGCCAACGCCUCAAGCAAAUCGCUUUCCAAGUACCCGGACCACCAAAGAUCCAAUAAUGGCGCCCGGAAAACGCCACCCUUGCUGUACCCCGCAAACUUGGACGAAACUUGAUCGAUGCCUUCGCUACCAAUACCUCAAACCCCCUCCUUGGCCUGGUCACAGAGUUUCAAUCCUCAAAAUUUUGAGAUCAGGCGCGGAUAACACGGCCCUUGGAAGGGCUUCAAGCAAGAGACGGGACCUGAACAAUUGCACAUGUCGCUAUGUUUGGAUGAUGAGAACAUGACUGUUGCAAGCUGGCCAAAAAGAGAAGCCAAAUACCUGCCCUAAGGUGACAUUCCCGCGACUGACUCAGACCAUGUUGCCAUUUUGGCUGGUGGACGCGCGCCUUGCUACAGAAAAAUUUUCCCAUGUGUCGACGGAGGUGGUCUUCCGCUGGAUCUCUCUCUGCUGGUACUUCGCCGUUAUUACUCCAUCAUUACUCGAUGGAAUCCACCAGAAAAUCCAAUGCCAAUGCUUUACUUGGGC